Messenger RNA from Drosophila takahashii, 6135 nucleotides. NCBI's taxonomy places the organism in Eukaryota, Metazoa, Arthropoda, Insecta, Diptera, Drosophilidae. The record is from RefSeq and is a predicted model, not a curated record.
AUUCUCGCAUUCAGUUCUCGGCCGCAGAGUGCGCAGCAGUUUCUACUUUUCCGACCCGGUCGCUGAAUUUUGUUUUCCAUUUCCAUUGCCCAGCCAAAUGGAUUUAUUUAUUUGAGAAUUAUUCGAAAACGAUUUGGAAAACUGUUUAAAUAUGUAAAUCGAUACGAAAGCAAGCCGUGUUUUUCCCUUAUUUCGUGAUGUCGUGUGUUUUUAUAGUGUGUGAACGAAAUAUGUGCGCCUUUUUUCAUCAAUAAAUAUUAAUGCACAUUGUGCCGUUUGUCGGGCAUAAAUUAGAAAUCAUUAUUUAUUGCACACGUCUGCAGUGCGAAUCAAAACAAAAUCGGAAGCGGAGAGAGAGUGAUAGAAAGGAAGGAGAGCAGAGGAGAGAGUGGGCGCGAAAGAGUGCGAAAAAUAGUGGAAGAGAAAUAACAGCUGCCGGCUGAUUUGUUACGGAAAAGGAAAACGAAGAAAGAACAAGAAAAACUUAACAAAAACCAACCACAUCAACUUAAAAGGAAACUGGCUAAGUAGAAGGACACUAUAGCAUGCCAGGAUCAAAGGAGUGAAUACCAGAUCACAAUGAGCAACCUGACGGAGCAGGAUUACGACAGUGCCACUCCGGCGCUGCAGCAGCAGAUGAAUCUGGCCCGCAGAGCCUGCUGGAGGAACCAGUCCUCCAGCUCGCAUUUUCCUCCCAAAAAUAUAACCACAAAAUCUGGUACAUUCGCCAGUGACGCAGCCAGUCGCUUAGACUUAGUUAAUCCCAAGAUUGCGAAUCAAAUCGAUGCAGAGGCACCACCACCACCGAGAGAUGAAACCAAAGCACGAACAGCACCACAAACAGCAGCCGCAAAUCGCAAGACCACCUGCACAUUCUCCGACUGGCGGGGGACUCUCAGCAAAAGGAUGCUGCUCAUCUGUGGCUUCAUCCUAAUCCUUGGACUCGCCCACGGACGGCCGAACACGAGUGCUGUGGGCGUGGCCCCGGGGAAGGAUGGCAAGGAUAUUGCGGAUGCGGUCACCCAGCUAAAUCUGGCCCAGACCUCGCCCCUGGAUGCGGUGGAUGUGGGCCUGGAUCCAACGCCACCGGUGAGGUUGCCACGUGCCGAGCCACUGAAAUCCAGCGACGAGGAUGCGGAGGGCAGCGAAGGGCAUAAGAUGGAGAGGUAUCCCCUAUCCAGCGUGGACUUCGCUCGGGUAAAAACGCCGUUCAUCAUCGGGAUCUGGAUUCUGUCCGCCAGCAUAGCCAAAAUCGGUUUCCACAUGACGCCCAAACUGCAUCUAAUAUUUCCGGAGUCGUGCCUGCUGAUUGUCGUGGGCGUGGUCAUCGGGGUGGUGCUCUAUUUUUGCACCGAUGUCGCCGUCUCCCCUCUGACCCCGAACACCUUCUUCUUCUAUAUGCUGCCCCCGAUUAUCCUGGACGCAGGCUACUUUAUGCCCAAUCGAUUGUUCUUCGACAACCUGGGCACCAUCCUGCUGAUGGCGGUGGUCGGGACCAUCUUCAACAUAGCCACCAUCGGUGGCUCGUUGUACGCCUGCGGAAAGAUGGGAAUUUACGGGGAAAGCGAGACUCCGGGUCUGAUGGACGUAUUUCUGUUUGCCUCCCUGAUAUCCGCCGUAGAUCCGGUGGCUGUUCUGGCCGUAUUCGAGGAGAUACACGUCAACGAGAUCCUGUACAUUGUUGUCUUUGGCGAGUCCCUGCUGAACGAUGCCGUUACGGUUGUGAUGUACCACAUGAUGGAGUCCUACAAUGAGAUUGGCUUGGACAAAAUCAUCGCCCAGGACAUCGCCAGCGGUGUGGGUUCCUUCUUCGUGGUUGCACUAGGUGGCACUGCCAUAGGCAUCAUCUGGGGCUUUCUUACAGGCUUAGUGACCCGCUUUACCGAUCAUGUGCGUGUCAUAGAACCUAUUUUCAUAUUUGUGAUGGCUUACUUGGCCUAUCUCAAUGCGGAAAUCUUCCACAUGAGCGGCAUUUUAGCCAUCACUUUCUGUGGUAUAACGAUGAAAAACUAUGUGGAAUCGAAUAUUUCACAAAAAUCGCAUACGACUGUUAAAUAUGCCUUGAAGAUGUUGUCGAGCUCGGCGGAGACCAUUAUCUUUAUGUUCCUAGGCGUGGCCACUGUGAACAAUAUGCACGUAUGGAAUACGUGGUUUGUGAUCCUGACCAUCGCCUUCUGUUCGGUGUUUCGUGUUAUUGGUGUUAUUUUGCUAUCAGCCCUUGCCAAUCGCUUCCGUCUGCACAAACUAUCCCGGGUGGAUCAGUUUGUGAUGUCCUACGGCGGAUUGCGUGGUGCUGUGGCCUUUGCCCUGGUACUUCUGGUCGAUGAGAAUGUGGUCAAGCAGAAGAACAUGUUUGUUACCACCACGAUAGCUGUGAUUUACUUUACCGUCUUCCUGCAAGGCAUCACCAUCAAACCGCUGGUCAAGAUCCUCAAUGUGAAACGGGCCAACAAACGCAAGCCAACCAUGAAUGAGCGAAUUCAUGAAAGGUUUAUGGAUCACUUGAUGGCUGGCAUCGAGGAUAUUGUGGGCAAGACAGGCAACUACAAUGUGCGUGAUAAAUUCAAGCGCUUCGACAAUCGCUUCAUUCGUCCCCUGCUGAUCAGGGAUCUCAAGGGCGCUGAGCCAAAGAUCAUCGAGACGUACUCCAAACUUACAAUGCGCGAUGCCAUGGAGGUGAUGAGGCGAAAUCCAUCUACCAUUGGUCAGAUGACGGGCACCGAGUCGAUGAGCGCCCUGUUCCGGAAUUAUACCAAUAACUAUAUUGGGGGCAGGUGGGCACCGCCAACCAUAUACACCACCUGUCCCAGUCUGACAAAUCUAGACAAUACCUGUUCGCGUAAUCUGGAUAUGGCUGAGCUGGAUUAUAAUCCAUCCAAAAAGGAUCUGACUGAUGCCAGGAUCCACCAUCUGUUGGCCGAAGAACUGAAGCCUUAUAGAAGGGCCUCAAUACAAAUGCACCGUCGUCUUAGUUAUAGCCGACACGCAGUAGAUGACAGAGAUUUGUCCACCCAGGUCAAUUACAAAAUGCAAAUGAACUUCAGGCGCAUGUUCAACGAUCGCAAACAUCACAAACGGAGCAAACGUGGUGCCAGCAAUAAGGAGGCCAAGGAGAACGUUAAGCAGAAUCAUGUUUCCUUCCAUGAUUUCCAACAGAACGGCACUACCAAGCAGCUCACCAAUGACUAUAUUAACAAUGUGCUUAAUGAAACAGCCGAGGAGUGCCAACAGAAUCCCAACGAGAUCAAUGUUGUUGGCCCUAGCGACGACUGGGAUGAUGGCCUGACCUUCACCGCUAAAUCAUCACCUGACUCGGAUCGCGCCAAUAACAAUUCCCUGAUAGCCCACAUCCAAAACCUGCCGGGUUUCGAUGCCUCCAAGGCGCGUAUCGUCGUCCAGCAUUAUGCACCGAAGGUCGACGAUGGUCCGGAAACAGAUCUAGAGUCGCCGGAUCAGGCUAUUGGGCCCACGGCCGCCGAAUUGAUAUUGCCGUGGCGGCGGGAUCGUUCAUACCAGAGCAUUGUGGCCGAGCAUCCCAUUCCCGAGGAGGACCGCAAUCUGUCCCGCGAAUCCGAUGGAGAAAGGCGCGUGGCCACGCCCACCGCCACGGAAUCCCAGCUGCCGUGGAAACGACAGGGUGACGAAUGCACGGAUGCAGUGCAGCAAAACGAGUUCCCCGCUUGGGCUUCGAACAAGGAGUACUUGGCCUACAAUUCCCCCAGUGCAACAUUCCUAGGUGGUAUAAACAAGCCUAAACAGCCCAAGUCCGUCAUAGGUCUCUUCCGGCGUGAGAGUUCCAGUUCGAAGGCCGGAAGCGUUGGCAUCGGCAGCAACGGAGCUGUGGACACCGCCGCCAGUGGGUCGGAUCCGACGGUUGUGCCCUUGUCCAUUCAACCGGCCAACGCCCCAUCGACGUCCAUGCACAAUCCACGGCUGGACAAGCGCUCCCAGUCGAUAUCCUCGGGCUCACUGGGCGCCGGGGCACAUCAACUGGGUCCGGAUGGCCACUCCGGUCCGUUUCCGGUCACCGCCAGUCACCGACGGAAUGUGCGGCGGGGCUCCAUGUUGGAGCUGAGCGGACUCAUUGCAACUGGACGAAGGCCCAGUAGAAUUUUGCAAUUUAGUCCGGGAGCAACUAAUUUACUAGAGUCAGCCAAGAUCACAACUCCUUCUCCUCCACCUCCUACUACUUCAACAAUAAUACCAACAACAACUACAGUAAAAACAACAACCACAUCAACCACCAAGAACAACACCACCAACAAUUCAACAGAAACAACAUCAGCAAGCGCGACUAACUCGACGCCAACCUCCCCGAAAUCGGAGGAUAGCAUCCCAUAUACGAACUAUCCAAAGUAAUGAACUAAACCGAAAUCAAAAUGUCUUGUGAAAUCCAAACCGGCCAUUAACGAAUUUCGAAACUCUGUGAACUAAGAGAAAAGCUAAAACUACCACAAAUACUAGCGUACAUAUGAUAACUCUAAAUACUAACCACACGAACUUUAUAUACGAAAUAUGUUUAUUGUAUAUAGAGCCACAGAUCAGAGCAUAUCAUUGUAGAGUAACAGUCAGUCCUUGUAGGCUAAACUUUGCCAGCGAUCUCUCUUUUCAUCUCAGCUGGAAUUGGUUUUCUGUACUCAAAAUCGAUUCCGGUGAUUAAAAGUCUUGCAAUUGGAUUCGAACUUCAUUCCUCGCACCUGGCCCCACAAAUUUCGCCUUAUUGUCCACUGUAUAUAACUUUGAAAUCAGGAUGUUGUUAAUUGGUGAUCGGUUGAUUCAGUGCCAGACAACCAUAUUCUGCAUUAAACUAAAUUUUGAUGGGCUGCUGAAGUUGUUCAAUUUUGUUUGCAGUUUUACUGACUAGAACCCAUUUAUUGUAUAGCAGUUGUAUAACAGUCCUAUAACUUAAAAUUAAAACGAGUGAUCGAAUUUAAAAGUUAUAAGACAGUAAUAAAACAAUUGUACGACCGUAGUAAUACAACCCAUUUAUAAUUUUUAAACAUCGAACUUUGUGUUUGUUUGCUUUCUGUUUUUAUGUCUUAAAUGUAUUUGUGUGUUCGAUUCAAAUAUGCAUUUCAGUUUUGUAUGCAAUAUUAUGAUCCUUAUCAGCAUCCAGUCUUUCCUAUCCUAUUUUCUAACCCAAUCUUCAGCCAAUGCAAUACAAUUUUUAAAAAUUAAUUAUAAUAAUGAUGUCUGCUGUGCUGUGUUUCUUUGUUUUGUGAAUAUUCUCAUCCGAAAAACCGAAACAAAUCCGAACUAAAUACUUAACAAACUAAUAACUGGUUCACGAACCCACCACAUUGGUAAACGAUUUGAUGUAAAAUUAUAUUUUUUAGCGGCGUAUCAAUUGAAUCUGAUUAGUCAAAAGCGAAACGAGCACAAGGCUAGAGCAAUUAACUAGCUAAACACCCACUAAAUGCACAAAACACACACUAUAAAUCUACACGCACACAAACACACACUGACACCAAACUGUUAUACAGUUGAGAGCACCUGUGAUAACUUUCCCUAGACACCAUUUCAAUACUUAAAACAAAGUGUAUCUUUAAACGGCUUUAAUCACACAAACUAUGUGUAAGUAUUAGACAAAAUAUCUUUCAAAAGUGUUAUACGUAUAACACAGUGCCUGGGCUCGGCACAACUAACAAUCGAACCCACUUAACAGCUACACUUUUCUCUGUGCUAAUCCCUAAACAACUUUUUUUACCUAAUCCUUGGUGUUCGAACACAAUCCAAUCAGCGGACUCAAAUAAAUUGUAUUGUAUUUACGAAUCCCGUAGAAUAAAUGUAAAGUAGAACUGUUAUACUGUGCCUUAAUCAAGUCUUCCUUAUAAGCUUAUGCUUCCAUCUUCUUGUUCCAUUUUAAUUUGCUUAAAUGUAGUGCUUAAAAUAAAUAUAUAUAUUUUAAAAAUUUUUCCCUUAUUGUACGUUUUUUUUACCAAGUAAUUUAAAAAUCUUCCUUAAUUAGCUGUAGCCUCACAUGCUAACAUUAACCCAAAACGAUUACCCAAACCAAAUCAUUAGCCAAAAUUGAUCACAACUUUGACAUUAACUUUCUACGCCUUCUCUUCACAUCAUCCCACCAUCGAUUACCAACCACCAAACCACCUACAAAAACCGCACACACCACACAAC